AUGUCCUCGAAGCAGUGCUUCUAUGAAAGCACGCCCCAGCUGGUGCCCUGCAUUUUCGAGUAUGUCUACUUCGCUCGACCCGACUCUGUUAUGGAUGGGGUGUCCGUUUACGAGUCGAGAGUCCGGAUGGGUCGAAGCCUCGCCCGCCGCGUGCAACAGGUGACGGAUUGGCGGGAGAUCGAUGUGGUGAUUCCUAUCCCUGACACCUCCCGGACCACGGCCAUUGAGACUGCCUACAUUCUGCAGCGACCUUUGCGAGAGGCCUUCCAGAAGAACAGGUACAUUGCCCGGACCUUCAUCAUGCCUGGACAACAGAAGCGAAGGAAGACCAUGCGGCUCAAGCUCAACACCAUCCGCAGCGAGUUCAAGGGGAAGAAGGCGGGCAGUUUGACUCCACAAUUCUGUCUACACUUGCAGCCGUCUUCCUGCCUGCCUGACUGGUUCUCGCAACUCCUGCUAUGUCUAAUCGGAUGA
Molecule: messenger RNA, 474 nt
Organism: Symbiodinium necroappetens
Lineage: Eukaryota; Dinophyceae; Suessiales; Symbiodiniaceae
Source: the annotation of a GenBank genome assembly